This is a messenger RNA of Artibeus jamaicensis (Jamaican fruit-eating bat), 2866 nucleotides long. Its product is annotated as protein C19orf12 homolog. The transcript is spliced from 3 exons. The record is from RefSeq and is a predicted model, not a curated record. The coding region runs from base 492 to 917 and encodes 141 amino acids. NCBI's taxonomy places the organism in Eukaryota, Metazoa, Chordata, Mammalia, Chiroptera, Phyllostomidae.
AUUGGACGCUGGCCUGUCCUGUCUCCAAACGCUCUCUCAGCCCUUCACAUCCCAGGGCCCGGCACUCUCUCUGCUGGGCUACGGGAAUGGGCCCUGGGCCUGAGGGUCCAGGGGGCCAAAGGGACACAGGGACUCCUUCUGAACUGGGGGGGAGGGCAGGGGUUGCCUUGAGUGACCGUACUGAUCCGAACGCUUCAGCGAGGCCGGUCGGAGGAGCGCGCGCCCUGCCGGGAUCCCCCCGCGAGCCCGGUGCCCCGGGUGCGGAGCGCGGUGCCGGUGCCCCAAGGACUCGGUCCCGCUGGGUCCCGCUGUGUGGCAACCGGAAAGUCCCUGCGCCGUGCCGGAAGAUGGGAGGGCGGAGCUGGGGCUCUGGGCGCGGCCCGGACGGGGUCACCCUCCGGCGGCCAGGCGGGUGGCCCCAGUGACCCGCACACCACCGGGUACAGCGCGGCGUGGGAGGUCUGCGACAGGCUUCCUCCCAGGCCACCGAGAUGCCCAUUGCGAUGAGAGACGUCAUGAGGCUGCUCUGCUCCAUUUCAGAAGAGAGGAAAAUGAAAGCAGCCGUCAAACACUCAGGGAGGGGCGCCGUGGUCACCGGUGCCGUGGCCUUCGUCGGUGGCUUGCUGGGUGGCCCCCCAGGACUAGCUGUUGGGGGCGCCGUCGGGGGGCUCUUAGGGGCCUGGAUGACGAGUGGGCAGUUCCAGCCUGUCCCCCAGAUCCUAAUGGAGCUGCCGCCCACUGAGCAGCAGAAGCUGCUCAGUGAGUUCAUGGCCAUCGUCAGGGACCUGGACGGGACGGACGCGGUACAGCUGAUCGCACUGGUCAUGGGCAGCGAGGCGCUGAAGGAGCGGCUGCUGGCCAUGCUGGUGGGCUACGUCACCAAGGAGCUGGGGGCCGAGGUGCGGUACGGCGAUUAGCCCCUCAGGACAUGGGGUGUUGCAGGGGGUUCUUGGGGGCUGGGGUGCCCGGCCCCACCCCACCCUGUGUUACCUUCAGCUGCUGCGAGCCUCCUGCAGGGGGCACUCGGCUGUGCAGGAUCCUGGUUGGACAUUAGGGAUGAGGAAGUCCUGUGGCGUCACCGAAUGGGGGCUGUUUUGUGAGCCCACCCUCCUGCCCUGGGGUCUGGAGGGAGGUGGCAGUGGGCAGCCACUCAUCUGUGAAGGUGACCUCUGACCCAGGCACGUGUAGCAGCACUGCGUGCCCCCCAGGCCCCGGGUCUCGGGACCUGGCAGCCGGCCCCCACUGGAAGCAUGGGGACCCCCUGAGUGAGCCCCUCCCCCAGUCCCUUCCUAGGGGCUCCUGGGAGGGAAACGCCAAGGGCACCAGCCCCUCUCCCAGCCGCCCGGGCCUGCUGCCCCAUCCGGUUCUGCUUUCUCAGUUCACUGGUGCAGCACGAGGUGCCGUUGCUCUUUCUUUCUGAAGAUGUCGGGUCACACACCACCUCUGAGAAGUGUACACCCGAACGUUCCCACUCACUGGGCCCCUGUGCUUAGAACCACGACAGUACUGUCCUCAAGUGCGACACACUUUCUACACAGUCCCUCUCCCCAUGACUCCUGUUCAGCGUCCCUAACACAGGAGUCGUCCCCUCCCGCAGGUGGGCAGGCAGUCGGUGGCUCCUGAUCCCCGCCGACCCCUGCCUUUCCCAGCGGCGGCUUCCCCGCGGGUGGGAGAGAGGGGUCGGAUCCUGGCAUCUCCACGUGUUGCAUGGAGGACACUGGACCCCUGUGGAGCUUCAGGACGGGGUGGAGCCCGCAUCUCAGAGAGAAGCUGCCCCGCAGCCGCCUCGCCCCGCACGGCUGCGGUCCCUGGACUGAGGGCUGCCUCCAUCAUUUCUGUGCCGUUUUGGGGCUGGGCAGGGGGUCCCUAGAGAACUCCCCUGACUCACAGGAGGUGACCGGGAGUUACUCACGUGCUGAGUCACACUGUGCAGGUCCCAGGGCUCGUGGGGUCCCAGCUCAGAGGUCCCACAGCCGUGACCACUGAAGCCCUUCCAUGACCACCCUGCCCGCCCCCCCCCUCCAGGAAGGCAGCCCAGGGAGGCAGUGACCCCACACCUGACCGAUCUGGGCUGGACGUAGCUGGCCUUGCUGAGUGCGUCCCCCUUGACUAGCUGGGUCUGGUGGCUCGCAGUGGGCUGUGGCCCCAGGAGCCACCGAGACCUGGGCCCCUGCUCCCUCGGGGGCUGAAGGUGCUUCCCUGGCUCUUCCCUCAGCUGUUAGUGUUUGUGUUUCAGUAUUUCCAUGUAAAAGUAUCUUUUUUCUUUAAAAAAUUAUAUUUAUUGAUUAGGCUAUUACAGUUGUCCUGAAUUUCCCCCCUCAGCCCCCCUCCGCCCAGCACCCCCACUCCCUGGGGCAGUCCCCCCACAUUGUUCACGUCCAUCAUGCAUGUUUCGGCCUCUCCAUUUCCUACGCGGUACUUCACAUCCCCACGGCCAUCCCGUAACCACCUACUUGUGCUUCUUGGUCCCCACCCCCCCUCCCAUCUCUAUUUGUAACUUCUGGCGGUUCCAUUAUGAUGUGCCUUGACGUGGGACUCUUUGCAUCAGUCUUGUUGGGGACUUUCUGUGCUUCCUGGACUUGCAUGUCUAUUUCUUUCACCAAAUUACAGCAGUUUUCUUUCAUUAUUUUUUCAAAUUUCCAGUUUUGUUGCUCUUCCUCUUCUCUUUCUGGCACCCCUGCGAGGCGGACGUUGGACCCCCUGCCGUUGUCCCAGAGGCUGCUGACACUGUCCUCAUUCUCAUGGGUCCCUCUUCCUUCUUGUUUUUCAGAUUGCUGUGUUUUUUCCUUCCUUAUGUUUCAAAUCAUGGAUUUCUCGGCUCCAUCCACUCUGCUGUUGUUUCCUUGUAAAUUGUCCUUUAUCUUAA